Molecule: messenger RNA, 3640 nt
Organism: Chiloscyllium plagiosum (whitespotted bambooshark)
Lineage: Eukaryota; Metazoa; Chordata; Chondrichthyes; Orectolobiformes; Hemiscylliidae
Source: RefSeq, a predicted model, not a curated record
AGUGCAAAGAUCACAAAGUAUAACGGUGAUUAGAGAUGAGUUUCUUCAUACAGAGAGUAUUGUAGAUAGAAUGUGGAAUUCUCUGUCACAAAAGCAGAAUCCGCAGUUAUUUUUAAAAAUGGAAUUGGGGUUGUUGAAAAAGAUGAUGCAAGAAGACAUGUACAACAGUGGGACUAGACUAUCUUCAAGUAAACCUAGUUCAGAAGAAGAUGGCAAGUGAUUUGUUGAACACGCCAAAUAAGUUGGCAUUCGAAGCAUGGGUAGAAGAAACUGGCAUCACUCUGGUCCAGAUCAAUGGUCAAAGGAAGUUUGGUGGACCUCCUCCAGGCUGGACUGGUCCCUCUCCUCUGGCUGGGUGUGAAGUCUUUAUCGGCAAACUACCCCAGGAUCUCUACGAGGAUAAGCUAAUCCCGUUGUUUCAGAUGGCCGGGAAACUUUACGAGUUUCGUCUCAUGAUGACUUUCAGUGGUGAAAACCGGGGAUUCGCAUACGCCAAGUAUGCCAAUCGCUGGUAUGCUCAGUGUGCCAUUGCCAUGUUCAAUGGCUACCCAAUACGUGAUGGUCUCCCCAUGGUAGUUUGCAAGAGCACUGAGAAGAAUGAGCUUUGUGUCAGAGGCAUCCCUUUGGGAAAGCAGAGACUGGAGGUCUUGGAAGUCCUUAAAGAGCUGACCGAGGGUGUAACUGACCUGUCGCUCUAUCUCAACAUGGACCGGAGAAAAAAGAUGGCACUGUUUGCAGUUGUGACAUACGAAAAUCAUCGAGCGGCAGCGAUGGCAAAGAAGAAGCUUGUAGAAGGGUGCAUUGAGCUGUGGGGCCGAGCCAUUGAGGUUGACUGGGUGAAAAUGGAUGGGAAACAGAAGAAUCACCACAGCCUCCUUUCCCAAACCCAGCUGGGCUUGCCAAUAGCUCCGUGGUUGGCGUUGCCUCCUGGGCUCUCCCUGCCAUCACCAAAGGGUUUCACCAAAUGCUUCAUUCCCGAGUUAAAUGUCUCUGCCAACCAUAGCCAAAGCAUGGCAUCAGCUGGAUCAAUGGACCUGAUAACUCGGUGCCUUCACUCGGAGGGUUCGGGUCUCUUAAAUGUCCAAUGUGAUGAUGUUCAAAUUCUGAAUACCUAUUGUGCACAUAAGAAGCUAGGGACUCCAGUGUAUGACAUCCAUCCUCUGAGGUCUGACCAGCAUUGCUUUCUGUUUAAAGUGUUCUUGCCAGGGCUUGCUGCCUAUUUCAGUGGGACAGUGAGCCUGGCUCCCGAUGAGCUGGCUUUGGGGAAGAACAAAGCCAAGCAAGAAGCUGCCCACCAAGUCUUGAUGUAUUUGGGUCAUUCCUUGGGUUUUGAUGGCUUUAAUCUUCCUAAUACUCUGACUGUGAAGAACCCAUUUUGAAUUCUAGGCUUUACUCUGAACUAUAAUAUUUUUAUUCUGUAAUUGUUUUUCAAAGAAAAAUUGUAUCUGAGCACAAGUUUAUUGUUGUUGUACCUUCACAUGUUUUGUUUCUUUUUUAAUCUGAACAUGUUUGCCACUUCUUAAAAAAAGUUUAAUAAUUGGUAAGUUUGCCUACUCAUUCUAAGCUCUGCCAGGAUACUUUCUUUUGCACUUAACUAGAGACGAGCAAUCAAGUGUGAUUUUUAAUUCCCUUGUCUGUACCAGUUUAAGCUGAGCUCCUGAUAUGUUUACACUUUAUAAAAUUAAAUGAGGAAAGACACCUUUAAUGUACCAAUAAGAAGCUUGCUUUUUUUUCAUCUUUUUAAACCAUAUUUAACACUCCAGGAACAGACUUUUAAUACAAGAUUUUCAAAUAACCUUUCCUUAAAUUUUCAAGUGUCCAAAUUCUUGAUGGAGCCAGUCGUUUCAUGAAACCCAAACUGGUUAACGUUGGAGGACCUGAAGUAUUUAUAGCCACGUUGAGUGUGUUAUCCUCCCCAUCUAUGAGUGCUGAAUUAUCAAUAGAAGCUUUUUUAGCACAAUGUGAACAAUCCAGUCAUUCAGACUGACUGUGGACUGUAUUCAGUUGCUUUAUUUUCAGUUUUUUUUCUAAAGUAUAAAUUUAGUUGGAUUUCUGUUCUCUUUGCGAUUGGGGAUUUCUGCUGCAUUUAGGCAGCUCACUUAAGUAUAAUGUUGUAAAUAUUGCAUUGCAGUCCAGUGACUUUUAAAGAGAAAAACCUUUUUUACUUGUGCUUUUUGGUAUUUUGCCCACUGGGACCUAGACGAGUCAUUGCGUGUUAGAAUCUAGAUGGAACAGAGAUGGAUUAAGGUUUUGCUCCCAAGGUACAGGUGCAAUAUUGUUCAGUAUUUUGUUGAGGACCUCCGUAAAUGGGUCACAGCUUUCUAACUACAAAGGGUCUGUGAUGUCCUGGAAUUCCUCAAAUUUUCAGUCUCUCUUUCUGCUGCAGUGAUUGUUUGAUAGUGUGCAUGCUGGGAUUAACACAUCUACCAGCUACAAUAUUGCUCACAAAUGGUUUUGAUAUGACAGUCUAGAAGAUAAGACUAAGGAAGCAGGAACUCAGCACCUCACACCUUUUUCUCCCAUUUCAUACAAACAUGGCUGAUCUCAUCUGGGCCUCCACUCCACUUCCCUGUCCGCUUUUCAUAACCCUUCAACCCAUUAUGGAUUAAGAAUCUGUCUGUGCCCUCCUUUUAAAUUUAUAUAAUGUCCCCAAAUCCACCACUCUCUGGGAUAGUGAAUUCUAAGGUUCACAACCACUGCGGAAAAGUAGUUCCUCCUCAUCUGUUUCAAAUCUGGUACUCCUUAACUUUCAAACUAUGACCAGUGUUCCCUCUAAUUUUCUUUGGGGCUGUGCAGGCCUUGAGGCCUGUGCACAGCAGCAGCUUCCACUUACAGGAGUUAAUGCCACGAUUGCUGUUUGCAGAUCAUUAGAAAGGCUGUGCAACUUAAAGGAAGCAUUGACUGCUUCAUCAGGAGCAAUGUCCAUUCUCCAUCUAUUUUGUUAGUCCCCUUUUAAUAUCUUUGUACCUCAAAUGGAUCUGAUGUCAUUCUUCUAAAGUCUAGAGUGUAGGCCUAAACUGCUCAAUCUCUUGAGAGAUUUUACCAGAAUUGAUCUAGUGAACCUCCACUGAACUGGAAUGUGGGGAAAAAGAUCAUUUCUAGUUGUUAUUGACCUAGUAAAUGCCAUGGCCUGGAAUAACCAGAUUGAGGCGCUAACAGUAAGUUAACUCUGCAGUGCUACUUCCAUUUGAUACCUGCCCUUUUUAUCUUCCCACAUGAAAAGUUCUGCAAACCAAAAAUAAUCUGUCUGUAGUAAUGCUGUUUAGCUGCCACUUGCUAUCUCUCAAAUCUCUCUUUUUAAAUCCAAUUGUCCCAUAGCUAUGCAGUGUGCUUGGGGAGAGUAAAUGUUGUAUUAUUUGACCCAAGCCCAUCAGUGUUGCAUAUACAUUGCAAUCUCAUCUCCAUAAGAUGCCCCUUCUGGUGACUCUCCAUGCUGGCCUUAUGAAAGUGAGACUUAAUUUUAAGAUUGAUGUUUUCUUACUUUUUGCACAAGUGUUUUUGUUCCAAAUAACUUAAUGUUGUAAAAACAUGUUCUCGUUUAAAAUUGGCUGUGGUUUUGUUCAUGUUUUUGACUUGUACAAAGUUCUGUUGGGAGGAAGUAUUACUACUUAAUUUUAUUAAACUGCAUGCUUCAAAAUAG